GCCCGCAGGGAAGAUGGCGGAGAAGCGGCGGGUUACGGCGUCGGUAGCGGUGGCGGGGACUUCGGAGGCUCGGCGGGCGAGCCCGGCGCGGGGCCUGGCAACCGAGAGCGAGGAGGAGUUCCUGCGCCAGGCCGGGGUGACAGCCAUGCUUCGCGCGGCGCUACUCAAGGUGCUGGAGGCGCGACCCGACGAGCCGCUCCCCUUCCUGGCGCACUACUUCGACAACCUGGGCCUGCGCUCGCCGGCCAACGGUGGUGCUGGGGAACCGCCAGGCCUGCUUCUCCUGCAGCAGCAGCGCAUCGGUCGCGCCUUGUGGCACCUGCGCCUGGCUCACCACUCCCAGAGGACGGCCUUCAAUAACAACGUCAGCGUGGCCUACGAGUGCCUGAGCGCCAGCGGCCGGAAGAAGAGGCCGGGCCUAGAUGGGCGCACUUAUAGUGAGCUUCUCAAGCGUAUCUGCAGGGACGGGGAGGCACCUGAGGAGAUCGUGUCCCCUCUCCUGCGCAAGAUCCAGUGCCGGGACCAUGAAGCUGUUCCCUUUGACAUCUUUCGUUAUGGCAUGCUCACCUGUUUUGUGCUUCUGGAGUUUGUGGCCCGGGCAGAUGCCCUCUACGAGGUCCUGGAUGACUCGGGCCAGGCCGACCGCCGAGUGUGCCAGGCGGUGCUAGACACCCUCGAGGGGGCCCUCUUGGCUGGGGAUUUUGAAGCCCCGAGCCGAUACCUGGAAGCCGGCUCUCAGCUAGGCCCCGACUGCCUUGCCCUGGCCAUGGACCGGGCCCUGCUGGCCCGCAAGCCCAACUCGGCCAUGCUGAGGGACGAAUUCCUAGAGAAAGCUGCUACCUUGUUUAUAGCAAAGGUCAGGCCUGUGGGCUAACCCCAAAGCUGCCAAACCUUUCAGGGAUCAACCCGGCCUGAGAUACAGGUUGGGAUAGUGUGGAUCAAUGGGCAAAGCUACCCCACUCUUCCUCUUGGCCCCUGUCUCCACUUUACCCCUCAGAUACCUCACUCCUUUCCCUGAUCCCUUGCUGGGAAGGGCCCCCUGGCUGGCUUGGGAUUUCCUAAGAGGAAGGGAUAGGGCCCGGGCUGCUGGCAGCUCAGAUUGCUCAGGUUCUCCCAAAAGGAAAGUGCCAUGGCACUUUGUGCCAGGGAUCCUGACAGAAGGGUGUCCUAAGGACCAGUUCUUACUCAGCCCAAGUUUAUUCUUCUCCUUGGGGACUGGUCUUGGGGAGAUUAUCCCCCGCCCCCUCCCUAGUCUUCCACCCACAGAGGAAGGAGCCCAGCCCCUAAAAAACUUCUCCUAGGGGAGAAUCAGAAUCCGGGAGGUUUCCCAGAGGGGAGAGGGGUCAGGUCCUGUGGUCAUUUUCUGGGCUGAGGUUGGGAAAUAGAGCUUCCCAAUCUGCCCAUCGCUCUGGACAGCUCAGCAUUGAGGUCUGGCUCUCCCCGGCUAUCCACCUGUGGCUUUCUCCUGCCUGCCACCGGCACUCUGCUCCUUGGACUGGGGCUCUCAUUUGUUCCAAGCUUCCAUCUUCAUUCUAAGUAAUAAAUUCUUUAUAACCGCUG
This is a messenger RNA of Gracilinanus agilis (Agile Gracile Mouse Opossum), 1560 nucleotides long. It is a transcript of the gene TPGS1, whose product is annotated as tubulin polyglutamylase complex subunit 1. The record is from RefSeq and is a predicted model, not a curated record. Gene Ontology annotation, biological process: protein polyglutamylation. Gene Ontology annotation, molecular function: microtubule binding. Lineage: Eukaryota; Metazoa; Chordata; Mammalia; Didelphimorphia; Didelphidae. Bases 14 to 874 code for a protein of 286 amino acids. The transcript has 2 exons.